GGAGGAGAUUUUGAAUAUUUUCUCUCAGUAAACAAACAGGCACCCUGUUGCUUUUGAGUUUGAAAUAAUGGAGAGUCAUUAUGGUGAUCAGCCAAUGGGUCCUCACCAGCUCCUGGAACUUAGAACUUAGUUCCCUGUAAAUGCCAGUAGAGUCUGCCACUUUCCUCUGGGAUCUGAAACAGUUCCCAGAGAGGCUACCUCUUUUUUUUGUGUGUGUGGGAGCAGAUAGGUGCCUGUGUGGUAGACUUGUUCUAACUCAAUAUGAUUCCUAAGGUGUGCUUUUCAGAGGAAGAAGUGAUUUAAAGUUCUGUACGGGCAACAAAGCUUUCUAAGAAUAUUUUUGGCAGUCUGAUAAAGAAGAUACUGGCCCUGGAAGAGUGUUAGCCCUUGGGACACAGCCAGAUGUUGGUAUACAUAAAUUUGAGGAGACAGUGGCCUUCACUGUUACUAUUCAAAGUGCUACUCACAUUCUUUAAUCUUCAACAAAAAUUAUUUCACUUUCAAGGUCUAGGCUGGUCGGAGGUGGAGUUGGGGGAGGGCUGUGACAGAAGGGUCUGGCUUGUAAGGUGGAGGCAGGAAAUUGUCCUAGUGUCCCAUUAGGCGGGUUCCCUGCUUUCUUCAGGACAAACGGCAGCGAGUGGCAGUGGGAGGCUGGAGGCAAAGCUAGGUAGUGCGUCACCUAUGUUUUCUGGGCUGUCAGUCUCCCAGUGUACCCAGCUUUUCAGGUAGGGACGACCCCUCCCACGCAGAGCGGUUCGGGCGGGUGAGAAGGAGGGGCUGGGCUCCGAGCGCCCGCCCCUCCAUCUAUCACAUGGCCGGAGAGUCACAAAAACAACAGCUUUGGCCAAGACCGUGACUUCAGGAAAGGGAACCCAGGGCCCUCACAGACAGCCCCCUCCCCAUGGAGGACAGUUUUCUUGAAUCCUUUGGGAGGCUGAGCCUCCAGCAGCAGCAGCAGCAGCCGCCUCGGCCGCCGCCUCCGCGGGGGACACCUCCGCGCCGCCACAGCUUUAGGAAACACCUCUACCUCCUGCGAGGCCUCCCGGGCUCGGGGAAAACCACACUGGCCAGACAAUUGCAACAUGACUUUCCCAGGGCCCUGAUUUUCAGCACGGAUGAUUUUUUCUUCAGGGAAGAUGGUGCCUAUGAGUUCAAUCCUGACUUCCUGGAGGAAGCUCAUGAAUGGAACCAGAAAAGAGCAAGAAAAGCAAUGAGGAGAGGCAUAUCCCCCAUUAUUAUUGAUAAUACCAACCUCCACGCCUGGGAAAUGAAGCCCUAUGCAGUCAUGGCACUUGAAAAUAACUAUGAAGUUAUAUUCCGAGAACCUGACACUCGCUGGAAAUUCAACGUUCAAGAGUUAGCAAGAAGAAACAUUCAUGGAGUCCCAAGAGAAAAAAUACACCGAAUGAAAGAACGGUAUGAACAUGAUGUUACCUUUUAUAGUGUACUUCAUGCAGAAAAACCAAGCAGAAUGAACAGAAACCAGGACAGGAAUAAUGCAUCGCCUUCCAAUGGUUCAAGAUACUGGCAUUCCUACGCAGAGUUCCCAAACCGGAGGGCUCAUGGCAGCUUCACAAAUGAGAGCUCCUUUAGCAGAAGGGGUGGUUGUCACCAUGGAUAUUAGAGGCCUAUCUUACAGCCAUUCCAAAUUUUCCUAAAUAAGUUUUUACUUCAAUUUUUUGGUAUUUAUUCUUUGUUUAGUUUUAGCCAAAACUCCAAUUCCAGUGUAAAUAGUUGAACCCAAAAAUUCCUGAGCAGAGGUCAUUAUAUUCAUUAUCUUCAACAAGCAUUUGUUAAGUGCACCUGUAUACAUGGUCUGAUGCUGGGAAUUUUUCAGAUUUGAUUACAAUCUUGCUCUAAGGGAAAGAAGUAAUUUGAACCUGAAGUCUAAGAACAUACCCAAGAACGUGAUCAAUUAGUUGCAUAGGUUCAUAAAUAAAACAAAGUGUUUGUUUAUAUUAUAUAUAAGCUUCAGUACCACUUUGUCUGAAGUAAUCCAUUUAUUUUUUCAGAAAAUUCAUCUCCACCGGGAAAGUUGGAAGGGUUAGGGAGAAGGGAGAGGCAGAAAAGGUUUUAGUGCUAUUCCUACUUUGAUAAACUAUGUAUUUUAAAAAGUGAGAUGUGUGACUCAUCAAUGAUACUGAUUUUCCCUUGAAACAAAAAGAAAGCAUACAUAUAUGUAAGGAAAUAUUGUCUUUCAAAGUGAUCACUUUGGGAAAUAUUCCUUUAUUCUAAAGAUGAAUCACUGUUAAAAAUGUCAAAUCUUUAAUAGCUAUACAAGUUGAGGAAAAUCAGUGUUAUUUAAAAUCACACCUUGUGUUUAACUACUUUUUUCAACAGGAUUAAACAACUUUUGGCUGUUGUCUAUUAGUGUAAAUAAAAUCUGACUUCAUAAAACAGCAAUUUUUAAGAGAUCUAAUUUCUAAAAUUAUGCUUAUAGAUGUGUGUAAUUAGUUGGCAGCCCAAAUGUUUAGCCGUGCAAAGAAAUAAAGCAGCCCAGGAUAUAGACCAUGCAAGGAUAUGUAAAAGCCAUGCUCACUGGAGGAUGAGCAGUCUUCAUGUUUUCCGUGGUGUUAUUUAUCUGUGAAUCCAAAUUAAAUUCCAACAGAUUGGAAUCAGAUUAAUUUGGUGUGAGACCAUGACAGACAAGAUCGUGUAGAAUGUAUGCUGUUUAUUGUUGGCCAACAGCUUUUUUUUUUUUCCUGGUGUUCUGUGAAGUAUAAUUUUAAGUGUCUUAUAUAAUGGUGCUUUUAUGGUUAUUAAAAUGGCAUAUUGUAUUGCGUUUAUAUGGAUUUGUCAUUGAGUUUUUUUGGCUCAACAAUAAAAAAUUUUACCUAAA
Ictidomys tridecemlineatus (thirteen-lined ground squirrel) is the source of this 2839-nucleotide messenger RNA. It is a transcript of the gene N4bp2l1, whose product is annotated as NEDD4 binding protein 2 like 1. The record is from RefSeq and is a predicted model, not a curated record. Lineage: Eukaryota; Metazoa; Chordata; Mammalia; Rodentia; Sciuridae.